GCGCACAGCUCCGCACUCCCGCCGCUGGAAGCCCGUUCAUUCCCUGCGCUUCUCCGGUGACCUAAGGGACUCUGCGGAUCGGCCAUGUCCGAGCUGCCGGGAGAGAGCAGGGUCCCCCACCCGAGCCCCAUGAACGGCGUCGGCGACGUCCUGCAGGAGGGCGUGGGCGGAGACAGUCGGAUCCCCGUGGUGGCCCAGGAGGGCGCACUGCCCGGAGUGGGCCGGCCCAUGGCGCGGGGCCCCGGCCCGGUCCCCCCGCCGUUCCCCGGCGUGGCGGGCCUGAUGGCGAUGCCGCACCUGCACGCGCCGCUGCGCCUCCUAGAGCUGCACGAGCAGCGGAUGUUCCAACACUACCUGCACAGCAACCCCCUGAUCCCCACCAGGGUGCUCCGCGACAUCGAGGAGCGCCGCCGGCUGUUCGUGGAGGGCUGCAGGGCCAGGGAGGCGGCCUUCGACGCCAACCCCCCACAGAUGGACUCGGACGCUCGCGCCUUCACCCUGGCGCUCACCGCCUCCGACGCCCGCGGCCCCACGGCCGACUGAGCGGCGCCUUCCAGCCUUACAGCCGCUGCCCACAGCAGGGAGGAGGCCCGAGGGAGCGGGUGUUCAAAGUCACCGUCCUCUGCUACGUAGCGAGUUUGGAGGAGGGCCCAG
Molecule: messenger RNA, 654 nt
Organism: Acomys russatus (golden spiny mouse)
Lineage: Eukaryota; Metazoa; Chordata; Mammalia; Rodentia; Muridae
Gene: Eid2b
Product: EP300 interacting inhibitor of differentiation 2B
Exons: 1
Coding region: 85-543 (152 amino acids)
Biological process (GO): negative regulation of DNA-templated transcription
Cellular component (GO): nucleoplasm
Molecular function (GO): transcription corepressor activity
Source: RefSeq, a predicted model, not a curated record